Messenger RNA from Vigna unguiculata (cowpea), 1026 nucleotides. It is a transcript of the gene CBL8, whose product is annotated as calcineurin B-like protein 8. Gene Ontology annotation, molecular function: kinase binding; calcium ion binding. Gene Ontology annotation, biological process: calcium-mediated signaling. NCBI's taxonomy places the organism in Eukaryota, Viridiplantae, Streptophyta, Magnoliopsida, Fabales, Fabaceae. The record is from RefSeq and is a predicted model, not a curated record.
AAUAAUCAAAGUAAUAUUAAAGAAGUUCGAUUCAUUGACAAGUCAGAAUUUUUCUAAUUCUGGAAUUCAAUUGAAAUACUGGCUAACAUUCUGACUUCAUUGUAUCUUUGCUGAACCAUUGAUAGUGAAGGGCCAUCUGUUUAACAGUGCUAUCUCUGACAGAAUCAUGUCCUAUAAUCCUUUAACUGAAACUAUGUCGAUGUCUAUGAGCUGCUUUUGCUUGAAGAAAACGAGACCAAAGACUAAGCUAGGACUAUCCACCGUUCUUGCUUCGGAAACAUCCUUUACUGUGAAUGAGAUUGAGGCUUUGCUUUGCACGUUUAAGAAAUUAAGUAGUGAUGAUGACUUCCUUCACAAGGAGGAGUUCCAUCUUGCACUUUUUGAUAAUGGUAACAAGCAGAAUCUAUUUGCAGAUAGGGUAUUUGAUAUGUUUGACAUCAAGCGUGAUGGAGUAAUUAGCUUUGGGGAGUUUGUUCGCUCACUCAGUAUCUUUCAUCCAAAUGCCUCUGAAGAGAAGAAAAUUGAAUUUGCAUUUAGAUUGUUUGACCUUACACAGAGUGGAUACAUUGAGCAUCACGAGUUGAAGGAAAUGGUGUUGGCUACUCUCACUGAAUCAGAUGUUACAGUUCCCGAUGAUGUUGUUGAAGCAAUUGUGGACAGGACAAUGCUGGAGGUUGAUUCAAAAGGAGAUGGUAAGAUAGAUAAUGAAGAGUGGAGAGAUUAUGUGACAAAAAAUCCUUCUCUUCUGAAGAUCAUGACUCUACCUUAUCUAAAGGAUAUAACUCUGGCAUUUCCCAGCUUUAUUUUGCACUCUGAGAUGGAAGACUAGCUACACUAGGUAGCACACAGUUGCUACCUGAAUACAUUGUAUAAUAUGUUCAAAACACCAUUAACCAGUCCAGUGUUGGCUGCUUCAAAGACAGAAAAAUUAUAUAGCACUCGGAAACACUUUCAUACUGAUAUCCAGAAACACUCUCAGUGUGGCCACAAAACAACUAUAUCUAAAUCCCUAUACUAAUUUUUGGA